AACCGCUUCAAGAACAAGGGCAAGGACACGACGGAAAUGCGGCGGCGGCGUAUCGAAGUCAACGUGGAGCUGAGGAAAGCCAAGAAAGACGACCAGAUGCUUAAAAGAAGAAACGUCAGCACUUUCCCGGACGACGCCACUUCUCCUCUGCAGGAAAAUAGGGGCAAUCAGGUCUGUGCACACUGGUCUGUUGAAGAAAUAGUCAAAGGAAUUAGCAGUAACAACAUAGAACUCCAGUUGCAGGCUACUCAGGCCGCAAGGAAACUGCUGUCCAGAGAGAAACAGCCCCCCAUAGACAACAUAAUUCGGGCUGGCUUGAUCCCCAAGUUUGUCUCCUUUUUAGGGAGAGCAGACUGUAGCCCUAUUCAGUUUGAAUCUGCUUGGGCACUUACUAACAUUGCUUCUGGCACGUCGGAGCAAACAAAGGCUGUGGUAGAUGGUGGAGCCAUACCAGCUUUUAUCUCCCUGUUGGCUUCUCCUCAUACUCACAUCAGUGAACAGGCCGUGUGGGCUUUAGGAAACAUAGCAGGUGAUGGUUCUGCCUACAGGGACUUAGUUAUUAAAUAUGGUGCAAUUGACCCACUGCUGGCUCUUCUUGCUGUUCCUGAUCUCUCUUCUCUAGCAUCAGGAUACCUGCGCAAUGCUACCUGGACCGUUUCAAACCUGUGCCGUAAUAAGAAUCCUGCACCACCUAUAGAAGCUGUUGAGCAGAUUCUUCCCACUUUAGUUCGUCUACUGCACCACAACGACCAUGAGGUUUUGGCUGACACGUGCUGGGCGGUCUCCUACCUUACAGAUGGUUCUAAUGAUAGAAUUGAAGUAGUAGUGAAAACUGGACUCGUGCCACAACUUGUGAAGCUUCUGGGAUGUGCUGAACUGCCAAUAGUGACUCCUUCAUUAAGAGCCAUAGGAAACAUUGUCACGGGCACUGAUGAGCAAACGCAGCUUGUUAUUGAUUCGGGAGCAUUAGCUGUCUUCCCAAGCCUGCUCAGUCACCACAAAAACAACAUUCAGAAAGAAGCAGCGUGGACCAUGUCCAACAUCACUGCUGGACGUCAGGACCAGAUCCAGCAAGUUAUAGAUCAUGGACUUGUUCCAUUUCUUAUUGGAGUGCUGAGAAAGGGGGAUUUCAAGUCACAAAAAGAAGCAGUGUGGGCUGUAACCAACUAUACAAGUGGUGGAACAAUUGACCAGAUCAUAUAUCUUGUUCAGGCUGGUGCUCUAGAACCGUUAUUGAAUCUCUUGUCAGCUAAGGACAGCAAAACUGUACUAGUUAUUCUGGAUGCUGUUUCUAAUAUUUUCUCGGCUGCCGAGAAAAUUGGUGAGACUGAAAAACUCUGUCUCAUGAUCGAGGAAUGUGGAGGUCUAGACAGAAUUGAAGCUCUCCAGUCUCAUGAAAAUGAACAGGUGUACAAGGCCUCCUCAAGCCUGAUUGAGAAGUACUUCUCAGCAGAGGAAGAGGAAGACCAAAAUGUUGUGCCAGACUCUACUGCUGACGGCUACACCUUCCAGAUUCAGGGCAGUGCUCCUGACACUUUCAACUUCUAGAUUUUGUGUGUACUGCAGCUAACCUCAUCUGAGUACCUCUUCUCCUUGUUUUAAUGUCUUCACUAAUCUUUUUUUACUGUCUUUUUCUACGUGACUUGUAAUGUAGCACUUUGUACAAUUGAAGCAUACUUGAACAGUUCAAAAGUGUACAUACUACAUGAAUCUUACUGUAAAUUUCAAUCUUUCUUGAAGUAUGCCUGUAAAUACUCUUAAUUCUAGUCUCCUACUUAUUAAUGUGAUUUCCAGUAUAUAGGUCUUGGCUAAUAUUCCAAAUAGCCUUGAGGCCAUAAGAGUUAGAUGCAGGCAUUGGUUUUAAUUUUUUUUGUGGUGUCAUAUCCAUGUGGGUGCAGAGAAUUUGGGAAAAGAGUAUAAAUUGGUGCAACUUUCUCUUUUACCAUGCACCAAGUAGCCUGUCAUGGUGAAGUCAUCAAUAGUGUGAACAAGCUUUUAAAGAGAAUCUGUGUUCAAAGGUCAAUAAAGUGGUAUAGGAACACAACUUA
This is a messenger RNA of Alligator sinensis (Chinese alligator), 2048 nucleotides long. It is a transcript of the gene KPNA2, whose product is annotated as karyopherin subunit alpha 2. Lineage: Eukaryota; Metazoa; Chordata; Crocodylia; Alligatoridae. The transcript is spliced from 10 exons. Gene Ontology annotation, molecular function: nuclear import signal receptor activity; protein binding. The annotation marks the transcript as partial. Gene Ontology annotation, biological process: NLS-bearing protein import into nucleus. Gene Ontology annotation, cellular component: cytoplasm; nucleus. The record is from RefSeq and is a predicted model, not a curated record.